AUUCAUUUUCUAUAAAAUACCACCAUAUCUUAUAAGAAAUUAAUUGAAGUGAAAUUCUCGUACAUUUCUUCUUCUUUUUCAUCAAAACUCAAAGGGAAUUUUGAAGUUGUUAAGAAUAAGCAAUGGCUCAAACAAUGUUGUUAACAGCCAAUGCCAAAGUUGAUUUGAGGAGUAAAGAAUCUUUAGUUGAAAGACUAAAGCCUAAGCCUUUGUCUUCUUUAUUCUUGCCUUCUCUUCCUUUGAGAUUUUCUUCUUCUACUACUAAUGCUUCUUCUUCAAAAUUCACUAGUACUACUGUUGCUCUAUUCAAGUCAAAAGCUAAAGCUCCUCCCAAAAAGGUUGCACCACCAAAGGAAAAGCAAAAGGUGGAGGAUGGGAUUUUUGGUACCUCAGGAGGAAUUGGUUUCACUAAGCAAAAUGAGCUAUUUGUUGGCCGUGUUGCUAUGAUUGGUUUUGCUGCAUCUUUGUUGGGAGAAGCAAUAACAGGAAAGGGUAUUUUGGCACAAUUGAAUCUUGAAACUGGAAUUCCAAUCUAUGAAGCAGAGCCACUUCUAUUGUUCUUCAUCCUAUUCAAUCUUCUUGGAGCCAUUGGAGCUUUGGGAGACAGAGGCAAAUUUAUUGAUGACCCUGCCCCUGCUACUGGCCUUGAAAAGGCUGUCAUCCCUCCUGGCAAAUCCUUCAAGUCUGCUUUGGGACUCACUGAACGAGGUCCACUUUUUGGAUUCACAAAGGCAAAUGAGUUGUUUGUAGGAAGAUUGGCACAAUUGGGAAUUGCAUUCUCCAUUAUAGGAGAAAUUAUCACAGGGAAAGGAGCAUUGGCACAAUUGAACUUUGAGACAGGUGUCCCAAUCAAUGAGAUUGAGCCUCUUUUGUUGUUUAACAUUGCUUUCUUCUUCUUUGCUGCUAUUAAUCCUGGUACUGGCAAAUUUAUCACCGAUGAGGAAGAAGAUUAGAUAUAGAGUACUAGUACUUUUUGUGUGUAUCACUUAUGUGUAGUUCUUCUUAUAAGAAUUCAAACCUCCUUUAAAUUC
Messenger RNA from Solanum stenotomum, 1031 nucleotides. RefSeq names its product photosystem II 22 kDa protein, chloroplastic. The record is from RefSeq and is a predicted model, not a curated record. Bases 123 to 953 code for a protein of 276 amino acids. Lineage: Eukaryota; Viridiplantae; Streptophyta; Magnoliopsida; Solanales; Solanaceae. The transcript has 4 exons.